This is a messenger RNA of Magnolia sinica, 394 nucleotides long. RefSeq lists its product as uncharacterized. The transcript has a single exon. NCBI's taxonomy places the organism in Eukaryota, Viridiplantae, Streptophyta, Magnoliopsida, Magnoliales, Magnoliaceae. The record is from RefSeq and is a predicted model, not a curated record. The coding region runs from base 93 to 296 and encodes 67 amino acids.
AACCAAAAAUCACACGCUUUCCGAGCUCGAGAAAAGCAAUCUUCCCAUCUUCACAGCAGCAGCGAGUAGACAUCAAGAAAACAGAGAGAGAGAUGUGUUUGGUAUUCGUUUGCGACGAGGAAGAGAGGGUUCUGGGCACGCAACCAGCGCCAGGGUCGUGUCCGUACUGUGGUGGGCUGGUGCAGGCCAUGGACGUUGAGAGCCAAUGGACGUUUUGUUUCCUCCCGCUCUGUUUCAAGACAAAAAGGAAGUAUUUUUGUACCAUGUGUGCCAGACGUUUGGUAUCUUACCCAUGACAGCACUUUCAUGUAUGUGAAUGUGUAGUUUCGCCAUGUAUGUGUAUAUAUAAUGUAUGUGGGAAGAGAAAGAUGGUGUGUUUGGCUUGGUCGCAGAU